UUGUGGGCAGUCUGUCUCCAUGGAACCCAAACUAGUCUUCUUCACCAUCACCUUUUUCUUGUCCUUGUUUUCUCUUCAUGCUGAUGACAACCUUCAAACCUACAUAGUCCAAUUACACCCACAUGGAAUGACCAACUCUGCUUUCAAUUCUAGACUUGAGUGGCACCUCUCAUUCCUCAACCAAACCAUUGCCCCCGAAGAUGGCCCCCCGUCAUCUCGCCUUCUGUACUCAUACCAUUCUUCUAUGGAAGGUUUUGCAGCUCGUCUCUCAGAAAUUGAGCUGGAAACGUUGCAAAACAUGCAGAACAUAAUUGCAGUUAGGCCUGACCGUCGCCUCCAAAUACACACCACUUACUCUUACAAGUUCUUGGGACUAGGCACCAAUGGAAAGGGUGCUUGGUUAAGCUCUGGCUUCGGUCGUGGGACUAUAAUUGGGGUACUUGACACUGGAGUGUGGCCUGAAAGCCCAAGCUUCAGUGAUGAUCACAUGCUUCGAGUGCCCAAGAAUUGGAGAGGGAUCUGUCAGGAAGGACAGAACUUCAAUUCUUCCAAUUGUAACCGUAAGCUAAUUGGAGCACGGUUUUAUAGUAAAGGGCACCGUGCAUCUUCAGACAUUUCUAGAUUGAAAGCUCCUGUGGAAUAUUUAUCGCCCCGUGAUGCAUUUGGUCAUGGGACUCAUACUUCAUCAACUGCUGCAGGAGCUUCUGUACCCAAUGCUAGUGUAAUGGGAAAUGGUGUUGGUGUGGCUAGGGGCAUGGCUUCUGGUGCCCAUGUUGCCAUGUACAAGGUUUGCUGGUUCAAUGGCUGUUACAGCUCUGACAUUCUUGCUGCAAUGGAUGAUGCAAUUAGAGAUGGGGUUGAUAUCCUCUCUCUGUCUUUGGGUGGGUUCCCCGUGCCGCUUUUUGAUGACAGCAUUGCAAUAGGCAGUUAUAGAGCCAUGGAGAGAGGUGUAAUGGUUAUCUGUGCAGCAGGUAAUAAUGGUCCAAUCCCAAGCUCAGUUGCCAAUGAAGCUCCUUGGAUUACUACUGUUGGUGCGAGCACACUUGAUCGGAGAUUCCCAGCUGAAGUACACAUGGGGAAUGGCCAAAUCCUCUAUGGUGAAUCAAUGUACCCCGGAAACCACUUACCAAAUGCUAGUAAAGAACUUGAGCUUGUGUACAUUACUGGUGGAGACAAGGGAAGUGAAUUCUGCUUCAAAGGCUCUCUACCAAGACCUAGUGUCCUUGGGAAAAUGGUGAUCUGUGACCGCGGUGCCAAUGGCAGGGCUGAAAAAGGCCAAAUUGUAAAGGAAGCGGGUGGUGCUGCAAUGAUACUAGCAAAUACUGCAAUCAACCAGGAGGAGGAUUCUGUUGAUGUUCAUGUCUUGCCUGCAACAUUGAUCGGCUAUGCAGAGUCUGUUCGCUUAAAGAGUUACAUAAAUUCCACAAGGAGACCCAUAGCUCGGAUUCAAUUUGGAGGAACAGCCAUUGGGAAAUCUAGAGCACCAACAGUAGCAUUGUUUUCAUCAAGAGGACCCAGUUUUUUCGACCGUUCAAUCCUCAAGCCAGACAUUAUAGCUCCUGGAGUGAACAUCAUCGCAGCCUGGCCUCAAAAUUUGGGUCCAAGCAGCCUUCCAGAAGAUUCUAGAAGAGUAAAUUUCAAUGUCAUGUCAGGGACUUCAAUGGCUUGUCCCCAUGUUAGUGGAAUUGCAGCUCUAAUUCGCUCUCGCCACCCUGUUUGGAGCCCAGCUGCAGUUAAAUCUGCAAUUAUGACAACAGCAGAUGUCACUGACCAUUACAGUAAGCCAAUCAUGGAUGGUUCAAAACCUGCUCAGGUAUUUGCAAUUGGAUCUGGACAUGUAAACCCUGAAAGAGCAACUGACCCUGGGUUGGUUUAUGAUAUCAGGCCAAGUGAGUAUAUUAUUCAUCUCUGCACUCUCGGAUAUUCAAGGUCACAGAUUUUCACCAUAACUCACAGGAACGUGAGUUGUCAUGAAAUCAUGGCCAAGAACAUUGGUUUCAGCCUCAACUACCCCUCUAUUUCAGUGAUUUUCGAGCCAGGAAGGAUGGGUAAGAAGAUUAAACGGCGACUGACAAAUGUUGGCUUCCCUAAUUCCACAUACUCAGUGGAGGUAGUGGCACCUAAAGGAGUUGCAGUGAAAGUUAGACCACAACAUCUAACAUUCAAUCACAUAUAUCAAAGUUUGACAUACAGCAUCUGGUUUGUAUCCCAGAAGGCAAAAGCAAAUCCGAAGAUGACCUUUGCUCAAGGACAUUUGACAUGGAUGCAUAGUCAGAGUAGUCAUUACAGGGUAAGGAGUCCGAUUUCAGUGACUUGGGCUGAUAUGAAGCAGUAGAACUAGAAGUUCCAGCAUUGUUUUCCUAAGGGAUAUCAUCUCAGAAGUUUAUGUGGUGAAUAUUGGAAGGUAAAGGCAGACAAUAGACAAGUGAAAAUUUCUUUAUCUUUCAAAAAGAACAGAAUGAUUAUUAUUUAGGAUUUCAGAUAAUGAAUUCUGGUUCACUUUGACUAAGUAUACCAAUUUAAUCUUUAAACAAACUUUCCUUCA
This is a messenger RNA of Macadamia integrifolia, 2545 nucleotides long. RefSeq names its product subtilisin-like protease SBT1.2. The coding region runs from base 20 to 2335 and encodes 771 amino acids. Gene Ontology annotation, molecular function: serine-type endopeptidase activity. The transcript has a single exon. The record is from RefSeq and is a predicted model, not a curated record. Gene Ontology annotation, biological process: proteolysis. NCBI's taxonomy places the organism in Eukaryota, Viridiplantae, Streptophyta, Magnoliopsida, Proteales, Proteaceae.